Messenger RNA from Tyto alba (common barn owl), 2125 nucleotides. RefSeq names its product SAM and SH3 domain containing 3 (gene SASH3). Gene Ontology annotation, molecular function: protein binding. The transcript has 8 exons. Bases 219 to 1364 code for a protein of 381 amino acids. Gene Ontology annotation, cellular component: nucleus; cytoplasm. The record is from RefSeq and is a predicted model, not a curated record. NCBI's taxonomy places the organism in Eukaryota, Metazoa, Chordata, Aves, Strigiformes, Tytonidae. Gene Ontology annotation, biological process: positive regulation of adaptive immune response; positive regulation of B cell proliferation; positive regulation of immunoglobulin production.
GGUGACGGGGCGCACGCAGCACCCCCCCAUCCCCGGGGGCCCCGGGGCAGGGCAGCAGCUUCGUGGAGGGUUUCCUUCCUCCGCGCCGCUGCAAGAACCUCUCAUGUGACCGCCGGCUUCCUGUGCGCUCCCCGGCCCCGGUGCCGGUGCUUCGGUACGUGCCGUGCCCUGCCAGGCGCUGCCCGAGCGCUGCGCCCUCGCCGACGGGCCCCGGCACCAUGCUGCGCCGCAAGCCCUCCAACGCCGGCGAGAAGGAGCCGGGACACAAGAAGCUCUCCCUCCAGCGCUCCAGCAGCUUCAAGGACUUCGCCAAGUCCAAAGUCAGCUCCCCGGUGCCGAGCGAGAAGGAGUUCAACCUGGAGGAGAACAUCCCCGAGGAUGAGUCCAGCAGCGCCGGCCCCGACGAGGCCGCGCGGAGCAGUGGGAUGAAGCUGAGCAAGAGGUGGAGGGCCGUCAUCUCCCGCACCAUGAACCGCAAGAUGGGCAGGAUGGCCGUGAAGGCGCUAGCCGAGGGGAAGGGAGACGUGGAGGAGGAGGGGUCCCCGUGCCCCCUGUCCCCAGCCGGCAGCACGGAGGAGCCGAGCCGGGAAAAGGUGCCGCUGUCUUACCUGGAGAUGGAGGAAGAGGGGCACCCACCGCUCAGCCGCCAGCCGUCCAGCGGCAGUGAAGUUUCCAGUCCCGGCCUCGGGGGCAGCAACUGGGACAGCGUGCGGCUGGAGGAGAGCGGCCCAGCCUACGCCGGCCCCUUCUGCGGCCGGGCUCGCGUCCACACCGACUUCACCCCCAGCCCUUACGACAAGGACUCGCUGAAGCUGCGGAAAGGGGACAUCAUCGGCAUCAUCGAGCAGCCGCCCAUGGGCACCUGGACCGGGCUGCUCAACAACAGGGUGGGCUCCUUCAAGUUCAUCUACGUGGACGUCAUCCCCGAGGAGACGGCCCCCCCCCGCAAGAGCCGGGGGCCCGGCAAGAGCAAGCGGCUCAAGCCCAAGACCCUCCACGAGCUGCUGGAGCGCAUCAACCUGCAGGAGCACACCUCCACCCUGCUGCUGAACGGCUACCAGACCCUGGAGGACUUCAAGGAGCUGCGGGAGACCCACCUCAGCGAGCUGAACAUCACGGACCCCCAGCACCGCGCCAAGCUGCUGACGGCCGCCGAGCUCCUCCUGGAUUACGACACAGCGAGCGAGCCGGAGGAAGGCGACAGCGCCGGAGCGCAGCCUUCGCCCUCGGAGCCCAAGGGGGACAUUCCCCGGGACUCGGGCUGCUUCGAGGGGUCGGAGGCCCUGGACGGCAGCCGGGACGAGGCCGAGCCGGGGGGUCCCGAGGGGCAGCCGCGGGCUGUCUCGGUGGCAGAGUCCUCCUGAGCUCGCUCUGCCUGCCCCGCCGCGGGCGCGGCCCCGCAGCCGCUUUGCCGCUCCGGCCCGGAGGGGACGUCCCCGUCCCCGUCGUCCCCCCACCGCCACCACCACCCCGGGGGCACCGCGGGCACCGGAUCGCCUCUCCUGGGUUUGGCCCACUUUCGCCGACAGCUUUCGGAGCUGCUCCCGGAGCCCUCGCCCCGCCGGGCUCAGCGCCCCGGGAGCCUGCAAGGACAGGGGGGGCCCGCGGCGGGCAGGGACGGAGCAAACCCAGCGCUGAGCACGGAGAGGUGUGUGUGUGUGUGUCCCCCCCCCACGCCCCGAGCCCAGCUCCUCCCCCCGCAGCGAGGACGCCCGCCCGGCCUUCCCCCCCGCAUCUUCCUCGCACAGCCUGGGGAAAGGUUUGCUGGCAAGUUUGGGCGCCCAGCAAGGGCACCGCCAGCCCCCCCCCCCCCCCCCUCCCUCGGCCCCCCAGGGCUGCCCGCAGCUUGCCACCGAGCCCGCUCUGGGGUGGGGGGGGCUACGAGAGGGAGACGGAGCAACCACCCCGCAGGCAGACGGGCUCGGCGGGACAGUCCCAGACCACCACAUCCCCCCCCCCAAAGCACCGGCCACCCCCCACCCCGGGAAGGGGCAGGGGGGCUGCAGCUCCCAUCGGGGAGCAAAUAAAAGCGGCUGGUCCCCGGGCGGGGGUGCCCAGCCCGGCCUUCGGGCACCCAGGUUGUUCCUUUGUGCUCCAUCCCAAUAAAAUCCCGCAAGACCCUGUC